UGCAGUGAUUCAAUUAACAACUGUGGCAAGAAAUGUCGUAAAAUAGGGCAAAACUCAACAAAUUCUCAUUUAAUAACAUACAUUUUGGUUGUAAGUCAAGGACUACCUAUAGUCAGAGGAGAAUAGUUCUCAGUGAUGGAGGUAAAGUUUCUAAUAGUCUUCUGAGGAUACUAAAAGUAGAAAUCUAUAGGGCCAAAUCUGCUGGGAGCUGAGUAGUAUUUAGCUUAUGCAAUGGGAGCUGCUGCUUCUCUCUUCCUAUUUGCAAUCCCCAUCUGAUUUCAAAUAAAACAACAACAGCAACUUACAAUUGCAAAACAUAACACAAGCAGUUCUCCCAGCCAAAGAAAACAUAGAAUAGUCAGCAUUGCCUCUCCAGCUUCCCCAUCACUUAAGAAAUUAGGAGAGCACAUAAUCUUUCCUAAAUCUGUGAAUAAAUUCCCACUUAAAAAGUGGUGCCUGAAAAAGCAGGUAGCCUAGCCCAUAGCAGAUAAGUGUCAAUUUUUAACAGAGAUACCUAUUUUCCUAUUUUUUCCCCACAUUCCUUUGCAAUAACCGUUGAAAGAAUUCCCAUAUGAAAAACCCUUCUUGAUUAAUCCUGAUGUGUUUCCACAAUGAUUGACCUUUGAUAGAUGUAUCUAUUUGAUUUACCUUAAUAUAGAAAGUAGAAACAGGAGGCUGUCAUCAUCUAGGAAGUGGCAGGUCAGUGUUAUUAGUACAUUGGAGACUUCUGAGGUCUCUGGGCCAUAAGAUAAAAUAUUUGCUACUGUAGAAUGUCCCUGUACUCAUAUUUAUGGGGUAACAGUAAUGAAUUCCUGCAUUUGUUUAGAUCCCUAAGGUCCCAUACAACUGUUACAUUCUAUGGGUCUAUUAUGAGUUAUAUCAUCAUAAGGAUGGUUGGGUGAUGCUAUAAAUUAUUAGUAUGGAGGAUUUUUUGUGGUGUAAUGAUUCUUUAUUCAUAUAAUUUAAUGGGAGAUCUGGAUGAUGUCAAUGUCCACAUAUAAACCUCCCAUAUCUUACUGUUGCUUCUCCCAUCUUUUUGAUAUUUACUGCAAAGAAGGGGAAAAAAUUGAAGAACAGAUUGGAGGCAGUAACUUCUAGAACACAGGUGUCAAACUCGCCGUGUCAUGUGAUGUGUCGCAACGUAUCACGACUUUUUUCGCAUUGCCGGAGCUGGGGUGGGUGUGGCCACCACAUGAUGCAACCAGCCCACGAGCUGGCAGCUUGACACUCCUGAUCUAGAAGGUCAUAAAUUCAUCCAGAUGUUGUGAAAGGAAAAAAAAUAUCUUAAUAAUUCUUUCUGUAUAAAUCAAACAUAUUUCUUUGAUAGUCUAUUAAAAUAAAGACCGGUGUCUGCUGAGACAUACUUAGUAAAAGGAAGAACUGUGACUUUUGCAGUAGAGGGUGAAAGAUUGUGGUUGGCACACAUUUUCACAAGAACAGAGUGUGGAACCAGAUAGCAUAGGAAUUGAGGAACUGAGCCUUGUUCAUGGGUACAACGACAUGAGUAGAAAUGGUAGUGAGGAAAGUAGUGGUCAGAGCAAGGACAAGGAAGAACAGGAAAUUAGUACAACAGUAACUGGCUCAGUAACUAGUACAACAGAAUAAGAAUAAAGAACUAACGCAGUGGUCAGUUCUAGGGGAGUUGACCCGGAGUUAAGUCCUGACAAAGAGAAAUGGGAUGGCUAUUGGGUGGCACCAGAAUGCUAGAGGUGGGCACAACGUUAAGGUAUAAAGCCUGCUUCAAAGGUUUGGGUGUUGCCUCCUGGCCCAUCUGUCACACUUAAUGACUGCUGUCCAUUUGGUUCUUAUUGCAAUAAGUUGUUGAAAUAUUGACCAGUUUUGCUGACCAACAGAAUAUGGUGGCAUAUUCUGCAUUUACCAUUUUCUCCUGAAACUCUGAUAGAUAAGAGUAAAAUGUGGACUGGGUAAUGCUAUCACUGUAUAUGUGUGUACGUCUUCAAGUCAGUGUUUACUCCUGGCAACUGCCUGGACCAGUCCCUGCAGUUUUGUUGGCAAGAUUUCAGAAGUGGCUUGCCAUUGUCCCCUUCCUAGAGCUGAGAGAGAGUGGCUGGCCCAAAGUCACCCAGCUGGCGUUGUGCCGAAGACAGGACUAAAAAUCACAGAAUCGUGGUUUUUAGCAUGAUGCUGUAACCAUUGUAACAAAUUGAUUCUAAAUUGCUAUUAGUUGGGUAUAAAACAGCUUGAACAAUCAUACUAGUACAUCAGUGACUCAACUUCAGGCUAGAAUUGAAUUGAAUUCCAGUCCAGUUCCAUUCUAGGCUCUGAUCAUAUUCUUAAAUAAUUUGGAUGACGAGUUAGAAAAUAUGAUUAUCAAUUUGCAGAUGACACAAAAAUAGCAUGGCAAACAACAGAGAAUAAUAUCAAGAUUCAGGAGGACCUUGACAAGGUCAUACAAUGGGCAAAAACCAGCAAGCUACAUUUCAAGAAGGACAAAUGCAUGCAUGAAAGAAAAAUCAGAUGGUACAAGUGGGGAAAACCAUAGUGGGCAGCAGUACAUGAAUAAUGGUUCUGGGUAUUUUAAUAACUCGCAAGCUGAACAUGAGUUAAAUACAAUAUUCAGGUUUUUUUUUUAAAAAAAGAUGCAAUUCUAAGCUGCAACAUCAUAAGCACAGGAUCAAAAUCAAGAGAUGUAAUAGCUGCUUUCUACUUUGUGUUGGUCAGGAAAUAUCUAAAAUAUGGCAUCCAAUUCUGAUGACUGAAUUUUAGGAAGGACAUUGACGGAAUUGAGUGUGUCCGAAAGACAGCAACAACAAUGAUAAUCAUGAAAUUUUCCUACCUGCAGAUUGGGAGGAAGAUGAUUUUCUCAAUUUACCUUUUCAUUCACUCUGGGUCUCUUACAAAUGUACUCCAGGGUUAUGACAGACUCUCUGACCCAGCAUGGGAGGUGCUGCAGAGACUGUGAAAUUGGCAAAAAUAUAUAUCGCGUUUCCCCCACCACCACCACCGCCUUAACCAGUAGGAAUCUCUGCUGCUAAAAAAAAGGUCCCUCUUUCUCCCAUCUCUUGAACAUAAGCACUCAUACCCACACAACUGAACAAACAAGCCAGAUUGCAGCUCUCUUCAUACCUUGACCCUGCAAUUCUCCCUGACUCAGCCAAACAGUCAAACUUGGUUGAAAAGUAAAUAGUUUUAAAUGUACAGUCUUCCAUUUUCUAAUGGAAGCAAUUCAAAUUACUGCUUCAGUUUAGUUGCAGAAAUAUCCGUGUAAAGUAAGUGGAAGGGGGAAAGAAAUCGUCUAAACUUUAAGAAAGGAAUUACCAUCGGACAUCAGAAACUGCUCAGACAGGUAAGUAUCUAACAGCAGAUCAAAAAUCUUUCUUUCUCUCUUUCCCCUAACAUUGUUUUCCUCUAAAAGAAGCAAAAGGUUGUCAAUUUUCUUAUUGAUUCAAGGUAGAUUUAACUAACCAAGUUUGUUUUUUAAAAACGUUCUCUUUCUACAUCUAAGAAAUUUUGAAUGUAGAAAUAUAAAGUUUUAGAUAAAAUUUAAUUUGCAAGUUAAAUUAUGAUUAUGACUAAAUAAUAAGGAGAAAAGAAAAAUGAAAGGACAAAGGAAAAAGGAGCAAUACAGUUACAACAAAAUUAUAUAAAUCAAACUGUUUCUCACAGAUGUGUAUAUUGACAUACAUUUUAUUAUACAUUUAUACAUUUUACACAGCCGUUUCAAUGUACAUGAAUUUGAUAUGUAUAAUAUUGUAAUUUAAUCUAAUAGAACUAUAUUUCGACAGGGAUAGCAAAUGAUCAGUAACUGCUGCAUUUUUACUUGAAGUUUUGUUUUCGAGAAUAAAAGCUGAGAAAAUAUGCUUGCCAACUUUAAUUGGAGGGAAAAAAGUGAAAAAGUAACAUAACAGCCUAAAGAAGAACGAUGAGGGGUAAAGUACUUGAAAACAAAAUCCUGUAAAGAUUGGUUAAAAGAACUGAGUAUCUUUGUUUUAAAGACAAGUCAGCUAUGGGGAGACAGGAUUGCAGUCUUUCAAGGGAUGUCCCUUCCAAUGACAUUCUAUCCAUGUUCCUAUCAACCAUUCAUGAUAAAAACUUAAGUGGUAAACAAUUGAUUUUUUUUAAACAAGACAUCACUUGGAAUAAAGUUAAAAUUAAUCAACACGUUGAAUGAGGGGUGUACAAUCUGCAAACUGUGUCGUGGCCCCCAAUACCCUGAAAUGUGAAAAUUAAGGCAAAAUAGCUGAUUUUGUUUCCAAAAAUAAAAAUAAAAUGAGGUCAGGUGGCCUCAGGAAGCAAUCAUUCCCAUUUCUGCACCUAAAACAUCCCCAAUCUUUUUUUUUUUUUAAUGCCCCAAAUCAUGCAACAAAAUGUAGCCAUUUUGCCAGUGAAUUUCAAAAACAUGAAUCAGGGCUGUUUUUCAGAAUUUGGGAGAAAGUUGUAAAGGGUAUAAAUGAGAGCUGUCUGUUUUCCCAAGGCUCUUAGCUACCAGUUCAACUCCCCUAAACUCUCUGAAUGAGCUGAUAUAGUUUGGGCAAAUGUCAUCUAGUGAAGGCACUAUACAAUUCAUGAUUUUUUAAAACUUUUGCUUUACUUACUUUUUACUUCAUUGGAUUUUAAUUGUAAACGACUCAGAAUCUUUACAGAUAUGACAGGAUACAAAUGCAAUAAACAAACAAAUGAUGCAUUUUGUGGAAUUAGCGUCAAACAAACAAAUAUGCCAAACUGGAUAUUGUCUAAUUAGAAAAUAGCAUAAAUUUGACUGCUAGAUUUGAAUUUUUUUUUAUAAAGGGUGAAAAAAUUCAGUAUUUGUUAUUCAUGGCCACAACUGGGUUUAAAUGAAAGUUGGGUAAGGAAAAACUUUUAAGAUACAUACACAUUUUUAAAAUAACAAUCAUUUCUGUUUAAUUAGUAUGUCUGAAAUUAAUAUUAAGCUGGUAUUAUGUGGGAAAACAUUCUUUGAAACAUAUGUGUGAAUAAAUGAAAUAUUAUGAGAGCUUUUGAAAGAUGUGCUAAAUUAUGCAAUAAUGAACAAUGAAGAUACUUUUUAGGAAAAAGAAUUAUUACAGUCUGCUGUUGUAUGAUUGCAAUUGUAGAAAUUCAAAUUGCAUGACUUAGAUUUGUUAGCAGGUAUUAAAGAAAAAUGUUGAAAAUUAAGCAAUGGAGAUCCAUCAUGUCUUUGCUGACUUCAGUAGUUCGGAAGUUAGAAGAUCCCUUAAUCAAUUAGGAUCCUAAACAUACUUAUUAAGAAAUAUGUGCAUGUUUAUCUAUAUAUAUAGAUACAAACACGUAGUGUGAAUAUUGUACAGUGUGUAUGUGAUUUUUGUAUAUGUUUUUGGGCUUUUGAAAAAUAAUAAUGGAAAUGGUAUUAUUUUAAAAUUGUACUAAUCUAGAGUAUUAACAAGUAGCCGAUAGCUCUGUUGAAUAGCUCUGAAAGUCAAAUUGUAACAGAAUCACUACCUCUCUCCAGAUUGCCAGUCUAACUCAUGAUGGCUUUUUCCUAGAAUAUUCAUUACAGGGUGAAUUAGGGAUAGCACUUGAAGAAAUGUACUAUGGAAGGCAGAGUACGUGAUUAUACAAGAAUAUUUCCAGUGUCCAACACUGGACAAAUAUUUUGGGAAGCAGGAGAAAGAGACUUUGCUCUCCACCAGAGAUUUGCUGAUUGGACUACUACUAGUGUUCACAUUGAUAUUUGCAUUCAUGAACAAAUCCUGAUUGUUCAUUUGGUUCCUGUUCAUUUUUCACCUACAACAAGUCAGUGAAAUCAUGAUUUCUGGAACCCUUCGUAGAAGUUUAUUACCAAACCUGGCUGACUGCUAAAUAAGUCAAACAAGCCACUAAAGAUAUUUGAAGCUUACUGAGAUUAUCUUUCCUCUGGUGAAACAUCUAUAAAGGCUGCAAUGGAUGGCUUAAUCAUUCAUAAAUUAACUCUUUAUCUUGUGGCUAAAUUCCUUGUUGUAUAAGCAUCUCUCGUCUCAGUACAAUUAAAUACUGGAUUGCAAUUAAACGAGGCUUCAUCCAAAAUGCCUGACUUUGAUGAUCUUUUGGAACACAUUGGUGAAUUUGACUUCUUUCAGAAAAGGGUCUUUUUUCUCGUUUGUUUUCUCUCAGCUGUCUUUGCCCCAGUCUAUGUAGGAGUUGUUUUUCUAGGGUUUACACCAGAGCACCGUUGCUGGACUCCAGGAGUUACUGAAUUCAGCAACCGGUGUGGCUGGACUCUUGAAGAGGAACUGAAUCACACUGUUCCAAAAGGGACAUCUAAACAGGAUACUUUCACCCCUCAAUGCAUGAGAUACAAUAUCAACUGGAAUGAAAGUGAACUGAGCUGUACAAAUCCCCUGGAAGACUUCACCAGUCAGGAGAACAGGAGCCUCCUUGUGACCACUUGUCAAGAUGGCUGGCUUUAUGAUGCUUCAAUCAUAUCCAUUGUGACUGAGUUUAACUUGGUGUGCGGAGAUUCCUGGAAACUAGAUAUGUUUCAGUCAGCUGUGAAUGCUGGGUUUCUGGUUGGAUCUAUAUUCACUGGCUACAUAGCAGACAGAUUUGGACGGAAAGUAAGCCUUUUAAUUGCUGUCCUGGUAACUACAAUCUCUGGAGUACUUGUUGCCUUCUCGCCAAACUACUUAUGGUCUGUGAUAUUUCGUUUCAUCCAAGGUUUGUUCAGCAAAGGCAGCUGGAUGGCAGGUUACAGUUUGCUCACAGAAAUUGUUGGCCCAAGCUACAGGAGGACUGUGGCCAUUCUCUAUCAACUAGCGUAUGGUUUUGGCCUUCUCAUCCUUAAUGCUUUGGCUUAUGCAAUUCCCAACUGGAGGUGGCUUCAACUUGCUGUUACUCUUCCAAUGUUCCUUCUCUUACUCUACUACUGGUGCCUCCCUGAGUCACCCAGGUGGCUGAUUACUCAAGGACAGAACGCCCGAGCUGUGAAAAUUGUGAAGGAAAUUGCUAAAAAAAAUGGAAAAGUUGUACCUGCUUUUUUUGAGAAUAUUAAUCUCGAAGAAGAACAGGUAGAAGACACAAACCUUAGCCCUUCACUGCUGGACCUUGUGAGGACACCACAGAUCAGGAAAUACACAUUAAUUUUGAUGUAUAACUGGUUCACAAGUGCCAUAAUGUACCAAGGACUUAUUAUGCAUAUAGGAGUUGCUGGUGGAAAUGUUUACCUGGAUUUUUUCUAUGCCACCCUUGUUGAAUUUCCAGCUGCUUUCAUCCUCAUCGUCACCAUAGAGCGUGUGGGUCGUCGUUAUCCCUGGGCAGCAUCUAAUCUGGUGGCUGGAAUUGCUUGCCUUAUUACAGCUUUCAGCCCAGAAGAUAUGCACUGGUUAAAGAUUCUUGCAGGUUCCUUUGGCAGGUUGGGAAUCACUAUGGCUUUCGAAAUGGUCUGCUUUGUCAAUGCCGAAUUGUACCCAACAUUUCUUAGAAACCUUGGCUUGAUGGUAUGUUCUUCCUUGUGCGAUUUUGGUGGAAUCAUAUCCCCAUUUAUAGUCUACAGAUUGGCAGAGAUCUGGCAUGAACUACCUCUUGUAGUCUUCACUGUCAUAGGGUUGAUAGCUGCUGGAUCAGUGCUGCUUUUGCCUGAGACCAAAGGAAGCACCUUGCCCGAGACCAUUGAUGACAUAGAAAACUUCCACAAACCUGCAUUAAACAGUCAAUCUUGAAGCAAAUUCAAGUUUAAUUCUCUUUGAAUUGUGUGUACUUAGCUAUUGUCCAUAAAAAGUCCAUAUCUAAUCACUAACUAAUAAUUUUUUUACAUUAUACAGUCUUUCAUUUGGACAGGUAUUUUAUACACACACAGACACACCACACUUGCUUCUUUCAUGGGUGCCUGUGUUAAACUGAUGAACAUGGUCAAUAUAAUAUUUGCAGCAUGUAAACAAUAAAAAUAAGAGGGCAGUGAAAAUAAUACUUUUUACCUGAUAUUUAAACAUUGUAUUUAUGACUGGACGUUCUAGAUAUGUUAGAACACUUUUUAUUUUAAUUUUUGUGACUUCAUUUAGUUUUCUAUGUAUAUGCAUACACUGUGAAUUUUUGGGAGGUUCGUUGUAGUGCCCAGAAACAAGAUAAACAUCCUUGUGCAGGGAAAAGAGAUCAAUACAUAAAUAAAUGGAAAUGUCUAUAUUAUCCUGUUGGUUAAAGCAGAGUUGAAAAAUAGCCAAAGGGUUUUAAAUUGGUGCAAAGUGGCAAGAGUUUGUCAGGUAAGGAAGUAAGUAAAUAAGGAAAUUAAUAUGGGUGUUUUGGUUCUGGAAGGAGUCAAAUGUAGAGGAAUGAUCACUCUUGGAGAUGCUAAGAUAAACAGAGAUUAAGAGAAGCAGUAAAAGGCUUCUCACUGGAUAGCUUUGAAUUAGGAAGUCAAUAAUGGAGAUGUCUAGAAAGAAAUGAAGGUUUAUCCCAAAGAAUGGAGAAAGAGAAACAAAAUCCAGAAGAGAUAGGAAAAAAACAAAAACUGUAGAUGCCCAAACAACAUAGAUUCUCAAAACUGGGUGAAUCAAGGAUGGAAAAA
Messenger RNA from Crotalus tigris (Tiger rattlesnake), 8455 nucleotides. Its product is annotated as solute carrier family 22 member 2-like. Gene Ontology annotation, cellular component: membrane. Bases 5982 to 7613 code for a protein of 543 amino acids. The record is from RefSeq and is a predicted model, not a curated record. The transcript is spliced from 11 exons. NCBI's taxonomy places the organism in Eukaryota, Metazoa, Chordata, Lepidosauria, Squamata, Viperidae. Gene Ontology annotation, biological process: transmembrane transport.